Molecule: messenger RNA, 1350 nt
Organism: Pedinophyceae sp. YPF-701
Lineage: Eukaryota; Viridiplantae; Chlorophyta; Pedinophyceae
Source: the annotation of a GenBank genome assembly
AUGGGUGCAUCCGCCGGCUCGUCCCCGGCGAUGUCCUACAACAAGGCUGAAACCUCGCUCGGCCAGUCAGCGAGUUUGACCGGCGUUGCGGAGAAAUACGCACACCUGUUCGCGUCUCUCGGUGCCUUGAUCGUCGCGGAUCGCUGGCUCAGGGCGCAGUUCGUGGCGCAAGCCUGGACGUUCCCCGCCCCCCUCGCCGGAAUGUUCGCAAUCUUCACGACGCUGUGUGUGCUGUCUGCGACGUCGCCUGGCCUGGCGGACAAGAUCAUGGACGCGUUCCGGCCGGCUCUCAACUGGAUCGCUACAUGGUUGCCGCUCUUCUACCUCCCAACGCUGGUGGUUCUCCCGACGGCACUCUCGGGCAUCCCAGCCGCUGCGCUCGGCAAGAUCGGCGGGAUUGUGUUGGGAGGAAUGGUGGUGUCCCUCCUCUUCACGGCCCAAGCCGCCGUCUUCAUCCGCAAGUUUUCGAGCGCACAAGCCAUGCCCGUCCAGGCGGCGAAGAAGUCUUCUCCGUACAACAAGUGGCACUGGUAUGGAUGGAGUGCGUCGGCAGCGUGCGCCCUGGCGGCUUCGAUGGCGCUCAGCGGUGACCAGGCGACGGCCGCGCGCACGUUGUACAUGCUCUCGAUGACAGUGAUCGGGCAUCUGGUCGGCAACACCCUGGUGCCCCCACAGCUCCAGAAGGUCUUUCACCCGAUCAUCACGACAUGCCUGGUUGCACAGGCAGGGAUUGUCGGCCUGGCCGCGGCAAGCGGCGACACGGUGACGACCGUCAUGCAGGCCUACUUGACGAAGAACCCGAACGCGAUGGGGGCAGGUGACCUGCUCAUGUCGAUGCUGGGAUGCGUCAUUCUUUCGUUCGGCUUCCGCGUCUACGAACAGCGGGCCAUCAUGCAGCGGCACGCUGUCGAGAUCGCCGGUGCAACCGUGUCUUCGGCAGCUUUCUCUAUGAUGUCCACAGCCGUAGUUGGCCGUCUCAUUGGCCUGGACCCCAACCUCACGCUUUCCAUCGUCCCGCGCUGCGUCACCGUGGCGCUCGCACUGCCGAUCGCGCAGCAGCUUGGGGCCGAGCAACUGACCAUCACGGCCACGGCGGUUCUCGUCACGGGACUCGUCGGAGCGAAUUUCGCUCAGACCUUGCUCGACCGGUUCAAGUUCAAGGACCCCAUCGUCCGCGGGCUGGCCACGGCUGGAAGCUCGCACGGGUUGGGAACAGCAGCACUGGCAGCCAAGGAGCCAGAAGCGCUCCCGUACUGCGCUCUUGCGUACGCUCUGAUCGGUAUCAUCUCGACGCUCCUGUGUUGCAUCCCAAUGUUCCGCGAGGUCAUCCUGUCUCUUGCGGGGGCGUAA